Phaedon cochleariae (mustard beetle) is the source of this 816-nucleotide messenger RNA. Lineage: Eukaryota; Metazoa; Arthropoda; Insecta; Coleoptera; Chrysomelidae. The record is from the annotation of a GenBank genome assembly.
AUGAGUAAAAUACAAAAGCCGAAAUACAACAAAUUUUUCAACAAAAAAUCGUUCAAGAGAUCAACAGUGGAACCAAAUUAUAAAGGUUUUUUAUGCAGCUGUAACAACAGAGAAAAAGAUUGCAUCAAAGAAGCUUACAAUUUGCUGAACAAAUAUGCGGAUUUACUUUAUCCUCAGCAAGAUACAAAAGAAUCUUGUAGUGAAGAGACUAUGGAAGAAACUAGUAUUGAAGAUGAGUUGGAGAAAGAGUUAUCAGAGCUUAAAGCUACAAAGAGAGACAAAAACAGAUUCCAGGUAGUAGAAUCAGGUGCUAAGAAUAUUCUUUUCAUCAGAACAACCAUAGAAGAUCCUGUGAAACUAGCACACACCAUAGUUCAAGAUCUAGAAUCUUCUAAAAACCAACAAACUCGUUUUCUAAUUCGCCUUGUACCAAUUGAAAUUACUUGCAAGGCUUAUUUGAAUGACAUUAAAACUGCAAUGGUGCCCAUAGCUGAAAGAUAUUUCAAAGAUGCCAAAAAAACUUUUUCAGUAAUUUUCAAUCACAGAAAUAACAAUAGUUUCAAUAGAGAUGAGGUGAUUAAGUUGGUAGCUGACCUUAUAUUUGAAACAAAUGGUGAGAGUAAAGUGGAUCUGAAAGGUGCUGAAUUAUCCAUUAUAAUAGAAGUUAUAAAAGGAAUUGUUUUGAUUGGAGUUGUGCCUGAUUUCAUCAAGUAUAAGAAGUAUAAUUUAUUAUCUAUUUGUGGAAAUGAUCAGGAAUUAAGCAAUUCUGUUGACAGCAAAGUGGACACAGAAACUGAAACCAAUGAAGAAAAGUGA